Messenger RNA from Penicillium salamii, 1707 nucleotides. The record is from the annotation of a GenBank genome assembly. NCBI's taxonomy places the organism in Eukaryota, Fungi, Ascomycota, Eurotiomycetes, Eurotiales, Aspergillaceae.
AUGCCCAAAAAGCACCAGCGCUUCCAUUUCAAACCCUCCAGCCAGGCACACCACACUCUCGCGGGAUCAAAUAAGAAUGGCGUGCCUGGGGCAUCUGGAGGCUCGACAACCUCCGUCAACGAUCUGAUCUCCCACCUCCGUCGUACACAACCGCCGACUGCUGCGGAGGAUGGAACACCUCCCCGACAGCUCCAAUCAACCUUGACCCCGCGUUCUGUUCACCCAUCUCUGAGAAAUUUGCUGGAACUUCCUGAAACACACUCGCCGCGGCCUCGUCCCGGAGCUUAUCGCACGGCCAUAGGCAGUCGCCCGAUCCGUCCGACUGUGGGGCCUGCGACCCCCGAGAGUUGGCUUGCUAGGAAUACGAAUGAACGACCAGCUAGAGAAAGCUCGAGUGAUAUGGAUGGGGAUAUGGAGGCGAUUGUAUAUCGCCUGAAGAGACUUCCUGGUGCGACUUUCCCCGGCAAUGGAAAGCUCUUGCACCUCGUGCUUAAGAAAAUGGCGCUGAACUGGGCCUGGCAUCUGGAAUUCGAUGGUUUAUUCUUGUCCCAGUUACCGAUACAUGUGAAGGAGUUGCUCCUCAGCUACAUAGCUGUGUUUGCCAGAGGCCAACCUCUGAACGGACACAUGAAGGGCCUAAAGCCGCUCUUCUUAACCCAACAAGAUCACGCCCAGGUCACCGAUGAAGUUGAAUUCGAAGAAGAGAACAUAGUCGACAGGGAUUCUGGAAUAGUUCGACUAGACCUAGGCGGCGCCAUCGGAAAUUGGAUGUCUCUCAAACAGCUGGCUAAUGAGUUGAUCGUCUCCAAGUCGUCUGGUUCAGGUGCCAUCGGUCAUGAGAAAGAGGAGAACAUCCCGAGUUCAUGGGACGAAGAGGUCCACGAUCACAACGAAAGCUCUACGGCCACAUCCUCAUCGAAUACUGCUCAUAUGCCUUCGAUUCCAAAGGAGCUGACUCAAGCGAUGCGCUUCGAAAACCUCCGGUUCCUGUCACUGGCACACCCGACCCCAGCCGCUGCAAGCUGGACAUCCUUGAUCAGUUUGAUGUCUCGUUUAACAACGAUUACUCACCUCUCCCUGGCGCAUUGGCCUACCCCAACCAGAACACCAGGUGCUACAAAUGCUCGCAUCCGUCAUCCACAAAUCCACUCUUUGACUUUCAGUUACAGCGGCACAGAUAACUAUGCCGCUCUGGAGAACAAUUGGGCCGAGGCUGCAAGUGUCCUCCGUCAACUAUCCCGAUCUACCUACUGCCUGAAAUGGCUAGAUCUUGAGGGUUGCGCUCCCUGGCUUCCGGCUUUGAACUGGGCUGGAAAGGAUCCGGAUGGCGUCCCGUACAGACCUGGUGCCGUGGGUCCAGACUGGAAUGGCUCAUGGCGGGAUGUUGAAUGGAUCAGCCUAGCCCCUGGCUGGAUUCCAAACCUAGUUGACGAUAAAGACAUGCUCCAUGCUUCAUCUCGAGUAGUUCAGACCCCAGACCCGGCAGAUCCCCCUUGGCGUGAGGAAGAACAGCGUAAUGCUCGUCGACUAAAGAAGCUCGACGCAUACCGAGAGCAAUUCCAAACUGCGUUAGCUGCGCGAAAGAAUCUCCGCAAUAUCAGAAAAGAAGGCAAAGGGAAAUGGCUUCAAGUAUCACUUGGGCUGGAUGAUGUUGAUCACCAGAUUGUGAAACAGCUGGUUGGGCAGGAUUACGCGCUUCAUGAAUGA